UCGUCAGUGACGGCGAAAAGGACAUUCGGUGUUCCCGCAUUCACACUUGUCCACGUUUUCUAUUUGCGCUGUUUAUUUGGACGAAUGGGGGAAACACGCCAGGACACGGAAGACACAGUUUUGCGUUUCUUCCCCGGACAAGAUAGCCGUGUUUUCAGUGUGAUAUUUGCACCUGUGGAUGAGCUCAGCCCACGUUAUAUAUAGACACUCUUAUGACAGAAAAUGCAGAAUAGCGCUGGGUGGAGCAGCGUCGCGUGAUGCAGGAACCCGGUCGUCAGAAAGCUCGUUGCAGAUGGAUAAAAUACUAAGAGGGAGAAUGCAGUUCCGAAGCGGUUCUCUGUGAGUGUUGUAGGGGAGAUGGGGGAAGCAGAAGGCAUGCCGAGUGCAUCGGAAGACGGACUCUUGACAGCCUGGCGGUGGAACAAAAACGCAAAGGAGCAAGUCCAGUUGAAGCAGAAGAUCAGAGAUCUACCAGGAUUGUUAAAACACGGAUUGCAUUUGAGGAAGAAAAGUGUGGAGGCUUUACCUGACACCACUCCCGGGCCCAGUUCAGGCUUCUCCAAACAGAAGGCCUGCUUAGAAAAUUUCCCUUGCGCCGGACGCGCCUUGAGGAACGCUUUCUUAUCACACGGCCCGUAUCCUGCCAAAGACCGAAUCCAUCUGGCCAGGAUCAUCAGGAGGAGCUAUGUUGGCCUGGAGUUGGUUCAGUGGCUCCUGGAACAGUGUCUCUUUAUACAGUGCAGGAUGAUGGCCACAAAGGUCUGGCAGGUUCUGCUGGAACUGGGCAUCCUGAUGUCAGUGGACCAGCACAUCGUUUUCGAGGACUCCAACACGUACUACCAGUUCUCUUUCGAGGAGUGCGAGUCUCAGGGCUGCGAGUUCCGGAACGAGGCGCAGUGGCAGAACGGGGUGCGUCUGCUCCUGCAGCUGGUGCCCUACGUCCAGUUCCGCGUUGGGAUGGUCACUCCGCCUCAGGACGAGACGCAGGGCCGGGGAGGAGAGAUCAGCACGGAGAUCCUCCAGAUGAAGGCUCUCGAGAGACUGACGUCGACGGUGCAGAAUGAACUGGCCGUGGCACUGGCAAGGAAAGCAAGGAAGUCAAUGGCAGAAGAGGACAGAGCUGAGCCUGAGGAGGCUAGAGAGAAGAAAGCACAGAGUCCCGCCGAAGACAAGCAGGGGGGCGUGUGCACCCUGCACGACAAGGAGGAGAUGACCCGACUCGAGAUGGUCCAGAGGCUCGCCAAGGACGGCUGCCGCUUUCUUCAGACCCAGAACAGCAAGGCCCUGGACCGAGCAGAGCCCCACAGUGUGGAGGCUGUGCGGGUGUGUCUGAAAGAGCGCGGCCAGAACGUGCUGGUUCUCCAGAGGGUGUCGUCAGAGCGGCCGCCCCCCCCUGCCUCAGCCGGGGGCGGGAGGCAGGAGGAGAAAGACAGGAGGUACGUGGUGGUGUCGGGCACGCCUGAGAAGAUUCUGGAGCACCUGCUGAGCGACCUCCGGCUGGACGACGGUCAGGUGACCACGCAGGGAAAGGAGGCGGAGACACUCCUGGAUGACUUCCUGCUGACCUACCUGGUGUUCAUGUCCACAACUGACCUGUGCCAGGCACUGCUGGGACACUAUUGCUCAAAGAGAUUCAGGGGGAAAGAGGAAGGCAAGGAGGCUCUCUACAGGAAGCGCAAAGUCCUACACCUGGUGUCUCAGUGGAGCGGGCUCUACAGGGACUUCCUGCGGGAUGACGAGCAGGUCAAGCUCUUCAUGAAGACCCUGUACCGGGAUGCGCUGGACGACCUGUACGAGUAUCCCUCCCUGGAAAAGGAUCUGAAGGAGUUCCAGAAGCUUCUGCGCAUGCAUCGCAGACACACGGUGGAUGAGUACUCCCCACACAGAAAGAAUAAAGCUCUCUUCCACCAAUUGAGCCUGAAGGAGAACUGGCUCCAGCCCAGAGGGACACAGAGGGAGACCAGGGAAGUGUUCUGUCACGUGUACGUUACCAUGGACUCUUACCUGAGCGUGAGGACGCAGGUGACGGUGGUGGCCCAGGACCUGCUCCAUGCCGUGGCUGAGAGGCUGGAGUAUCCAGAGGAGGACAUGGUGCUGGUGGCAGUCACCUAUCCUGAAGCAGAAAAGCUCAUUCUUCAGCCCCAUGACAGUAUUUAUUCGGAGUCGAUGACUACACCAGGGAGACUGCUGGUGUGCCACAAAGAUCUGACUGAAAUAAUGAACCCAUUCACUGACAACGCAGAGCUACAGCAGAGACCAGUCAGAUUGCUCGGUAUGAACACGUGGGAUGUGGCCGUGGCUCUCACCAACUUUGACUGGAGUCUCUUCAACUCUAUACAUGAGCAAGAGCUGAUCUACCACACGUUCAGCCGUCAGGCAGGGGCUGGCCACACGGUGGCGCUGGACCUGCUGCUGCAGCGCUGUAAUGAGGUGCAGCUGUGGGUGAUGACAGAGGUGCUGCUGUGUGCCUCGCUGUGCAAGCGUGUCCAGCUCUUCAAGAAAUUCAUCAAGAUCGCUGCCCACUGUAAAGCCCAACGGAACUUGAAUUCGUUCUUUGCCAUCAUUAUGGGUCUCAACACCGCAGCAGUCAGUCGGCUUAACCAAACAUGGGAGAAAGUCCCGGGCAAAUUCAAGAAGCUUUUCUCAGAGCUCGACAUGCUAACAGACCCCUCCCUGAACCACAAAGCCUACAGGGAAGCCUUCAAGAAGAUGAAGCCCCCAAAAAUACCCUUCAUGCCCCUGCUUCUGAAAGACAUCACCUUCAUUCACGAGGGCAACAAAACCUUUCUUGAUAACCUGGUGAAUUUCGAGAAGCUGCACAUGAUCGCAGACUCCGUUCGGCUCAUCCGCUACUGUCAGACUGACCACAUGGGAAAUGAGGUGGCCCAGAAGGACAGCCAAGAUGUCAGGACCUAUGUUCAUCACCUUCAUAUCAUCGACAAUCAGCAGACUCUGUUUGAGCUGUCACACAGACUGGAGCCUCGGGCGUAGGGCACCAAGGACUGCUCCCACAAACCACCCCCUCGCCCCCAGCACUUUGCCAGGGUGACAAGCUCCCCUCCACACUAUGUUUGUAUGGCCCUACAACUGAGCAGAGACAAAACCAGCCAAGUUUCUGUGGGACUAUAUGAACAAACAACCCAGAGCUGGGCCUGAAUUGCCAACUGCUUGCACCAGCUCAGCCACCAGGGGGAGACAGCCACACAGCCAAACAUCAACGGAGUAAUUUGAAAUAACCAAAGGAGUGGGUGAAUUUACUUUCCAUUUAAGUGAAUAUAACUUCUUCAUUUUAAAAGGUUCACAGAUAAAUAGUCCACAUAAUACACAAAAACAUGGUGGAUUUACAAGCAUAGCUGUGCAAAGAACGGGUGUCCUUUGCCAACAGGAUUAUAUGUACAGCAUGCACACUUCACAAAAUUUUGGUGUGAGAAAUAACCUUGUGAUAAUGGAACUCAGCAGCUAUCGACUGUCAGGCUCUACAAUGUGAAAUGGUUUUCUGAAAUAGCAGUAUUAUUGAAACUAUUAAGCAUUUUUUUAAAAUAUGAUGGAUGAAUGUCUUCAGUUGAUCCAUAAAUUAAUAACCUCACUGUGUAGCUGAGAUUUAGAAUUUUGUGCAUGUUUAUUUGCACUGGUUACUUCUUUUCAUUGCUGUACACCGGUUUGUUACCAUUUCAUGUAUGUUUUUACUUCCUGCAGUUGCUGUCAGUUUCCAGUGCACUCUCCUGUCAUAUGAAGUCUGGUGAUAUUUCUGAAUUGCACAGAUAUUUUCAGUUGGAAAGAGUAUAUUGAUUCUCAUAUAUGUUACUUGCUUUGUAAUAUUUUUUUGUUGUAUAGUUUUGUUACAUUAUACUGUGUGUAUAUAUUUAUGUAUAUUUUGUGUUACAAAGCCAGCCAUAAAAUGUUGCCAUUUGUUAGUGCCAAACAAAAACAAAAUGAUGCAAUGUAAAUGCUCUAAUCACGCCUACCUUUUUGUUGUUUUCCCUCAAGUUGGAAAAAAAUGUUGAGUAGUAUAAUACACUUGCACAUGCCAACAAUGUCUUUAAAGCACCCACUAACGUAGUGAGAUGUGCAGAGGUAGGAUAGGUGUGUAUCCAUGGAAACCACUUCCCAAAGUAAAGUACAGCACUGACACUUGUCAUUGACCUUGGACAAUCAGAGAAGUACACUGAGGUAACAGCAUUUCUCACUAUAUCCUCAGUUUUUGGCAUUAUAAUGGAAUUAGCAAUAGUAGCACCAUGAAAAUACAUGGUGGUAGUUGAGUUUUACAUAUUGAGAAAAUUGCUUUUUUUCAGAUCAAGUUUAGAUGGCGUCAACAGCCAUUGUAAUUUUGAAACAUGGUACUAAAAUAGACGUCCCAUACUACAAAUCCAUCAUUGCUGUUAUCAGAUUUAUUCAUUUUUUGACUGAAUUAUCCCUUUGCUUUUAUGUAGUAUGUUCAUAAUCAAGGCAUUCUAUUUCCAUUCAUCUUUUCAUGCCCAGGCAACUCAUUGCUUUUAAAUGAAAAACAGAGAUUGCAGUGUUGUAUGUAACAUAACUAAGACAUUUGAAAAGCACUGGACCAUGUUAUAUCUGUUUCAGCAGAAAAGUGUUUGAGUAGAUUUUCAAUGAGUUUUCUAGGAAUCUGUAAACAUGUCCCUCUAUUUGUUUGGCAGAUGGAAAAAUUAAGAAUUAUUUAUUGGAUUACAAUUAUUUAUUUGUGUUUCAGAUCAGGGCAAGGGUUUGUUGGUCUGGUGGAAACGGAAACUCGCGCUGCGAAAUUAAUGAUGGCGAUAGAGGUUCUGUUUUAAAGUUGAGAUGGUCUGCAUGACAUGGGACAACCAUGGAGUGACCACAGAGACAAAUGUGCAUGGAUAUUGUGUCCUCACGGGUAAUAUUCAAACUGUAAAUAUGCUUAAAAUGUGUCAGUUGCUUCUGUUCUAAUUUGUAAUUUUUAAAAAAUGAAAGCACCAUAAAGCAAUAUGUCCAUUGUGUCUAUGUUUCUCUGGCUCCCAACCCACGCUUACUUUAUAAUUAUCAGAGUUUUUACAGUUAUUCCAAAAUGUAAAAAUAAAACGUUUUAUGUAACAUUAA
Messenger RNA from Anguilla rostrata (American eel), 5070 nucleotides. RefSeq names its product Rap guanine nucleotide exchange factor (GEF) 5b (gene rapgef5b). The coding region runs from base 358 to 2991 and encodes 877 amino acids. The record is from RefSeq and is a predicted model, not a curated record. The transcript has 26 exons. Gene Ontology annotation, biological process: positive regulation of GTPase activity; Ras protein signal transduction. Gene Ontology annotation, cellular component: plasma membrane. Gene Ontology annotation, molecular function: guanyl-nucleotide exchange factor activity. Lineage: Eukaryota; Metazoa; Chordata; Actinopteri; Anguilliformes; Anguillidae.